AUGAUUUUAUUCUUUAUUCUUUCUAAUAAUUUAUAUUUUUUCAUUUCUCUCUUGCUCGCUUUCUCAUUUUUUCUUUCUCUCUCGCUUUCUCACUUUUUUCUCUCUUUCUUCUUCUUCCCAAGUUUUCAUUCUUCAUUUUCUUUUCUUUUUCCAGGUUUCAUUCUACAUUUUCUUUUUUUUAUUCAUUUUCCGUUUUCAUUUCUCUCUAUCUAUCUAUCUCUGUCUCUGUCUCUCACACACACACACACUUUCUCUCUCUUUCUUCUUCUUCUUCUUCUUCUUCUUCUUCUUCUUCUUCUUCUUCUUCUCAGUGUUUCAAUCUCAAUUUUCUUUUUUUUUCAUCUUCUUUUUUCAUUUCUCUCUCACACUUUUUUCUCUUCUAUUUCUUUCUUCUUCAUUCCAGGGAUUCAUUCUUCAUUUUCUUUUUUCCAUUUCUUUUUAUUUCUCCCUCUGUCGCUUUCUCUAUCUCUCUCUCUUUUGGUUUCUUUCUCUCCCACUCGCUUUCUUCUUCUUCCCAGGGUUUCAUUCUCUAUUUCCUGUUUUCAUUAUCUCUCUCUCUCUCUCUUCUUCUUCUUCUUCUUCUUCUUCUUCUUCUUCUUCUUCUUCUUCUUCUUCUUCCCAGGGUUUUAUUUUUCUUUUUUUAAUCAUUUUCUUUUUUCAGUUUUCUCUUUCCCCCAACACUCUCUCUUUUUCUUCUCCCCCUUUUUUUCUUUUUUUUUUUUCUAUUUUAAUUUUCUUAUUUAUUUAUUUCUCUCUCUCUCUUCUCUCUCUCUCUCUCUCUCUCUGGAUUUGAAAUUGGUUAAAUUCUUUUUUUUUUUUUCAUUUCCUUUCCUUUUUUCAUUUCUUCUCUCUCUCUCUCUCUCUCUCUCUCUAUCUAUCUAUCUAUCUAUCUAUCUAUCUCUUUUUCUUCUUCCCAGAUUUUCAUUCUUCUUUUUCUUUUUCUUUUUUUUUCAUUUCUCAUCCCAAAUUAUUCUUGCUCUUUGUUUUUAUAAACUUCCACCGUUUCUUUAA
Acanthosepion pharaonis is the source of this 1011-nucleotide messenger RNA. The record is from the annotation of a GenBank genome assembly. NCBI's taxonomy places the organism in Eukaryota, Metazoa, Mollusca, Cephalopoda, Sepiida, Sepiidae.